Molecule: messenger RNA, 1569 nt
Organism: Zasmidium cellare ATCC 36951
Lineage: Eukaryota; Fungi; Ascomycota; Dothideomycetes; Mycosphaerellales; Mycosphaerellaceae
Exons: 1
Coding region: 1-1569 (522 amino acids)
Biological process (GO): transmembrane transport
Cellular component (GO): fungal-type vacuole membrane
Molecular function (GO): transmembrane transporter activity
Source: RefSeq, a predicted model, not a curated record
AUGAGCGCACACUCCAAAGGCAGCAAGCCAGGACUACAUUCUGUCAAUACCAGCAAAGCAUCGAUCAAAACCACUUCCACCACUACAGACCCUCCUCCCGCCACCAUUCCAUCACAAUGGCCUCCUUCCCAGUCACCGGCCUCCGCCUCCCCGGCCUCAUCCUCGUCCUCGUCUCCGAUUGAAAGCGUGCACGAUGAAUCUCACGCUUUGAGCAGUGAGAAGACGCAGACCUUGAACCCUUUGCCACCAACCAAGGACGAAGAGAGCCAGCUAGAGGUUACCCGUACGGCCACCAGAUCCACCCAAGCUCCCGAUGGCAAUGAGUAUCCCGAAGGCGGCCUGUCCGCCUGGCUCGUUGUGUUGGGUUCGUUCUGCGGCUUGCUUGCGGCUCUUGGUAUCAUGAACACUAUCGGUGUCUACCAAAGCUACCUGGCCGAGAACCAACUUGCCGGAUAUAGUGAGAGUACUAUUGGCUGGAUCAUCAGCAUUUACGUCUUUCUCUCUUUCGGUGCUGGCUUGAUCAUUGGGCCUGUGUUCGACAAGUAUGGACCGCGCCUGCUCCUCCUAGCCGGCAUGGUGUGCAUCAUGCUCUGCGUCAUGCUGCUUGGUGUCUGUACCGCGUAUUGGCAUUUCAUCAUCGUCUUCGGCAUUAUUGGAGGUGUCGGUACGGCGUUGAUCUUCACUCCUACGAUCGCUGCUAUUGGGCACUUCUUCUACGUCAAGCGAGGAGCCGCCACUGGACUUGCGGCCGCGGGAGGCAGCCUGGGCGGUGUCAUCUUCCCACUGAUGCUGCAAAACCUGUUCCCCAAGGUCGGCUGGGGUUGGGCGACUCGCAUUCAAGGAUUCGUCUUCUUGGUGCUUCUUCUCGUGACGAACCUUCUCGUCCGAUCUCGACUUCCACCCAAGGCGAACGCAAACGUGUGGCCCGACUUUCGCAUCUUUCGCAAGGUCGACUUCGCACUACUCACGGUUGGCACCUACUUCAUGGAAUGGGGUCUGUUUGCACCUAUCAGUUACAUUACAGCCUACGCUCUAAGUUCGGGUGCCAUGAGCACGACUUUCGCUUACCAGAUCAUCGCCAUUCUCAACGCUGGUUCGACUCUUGGCCGCUGGCUGCCUGGCUUGGUAGCCGACAAGAUUGGUCGAUUCAACGCGGCGAUCCUGGCCUUGCUCCUAUGCUUGGUCUCUGCCAUCUCACUCUGGCUCCCUGCGACUAUCCUCUCCGCAUCGCCAGACCACGCCGAGCACAACUCUGUCAUCUACGGGCUGACGAUCACGUUCUGCGUCCUGUUCGGCUUCGGUUCUGGUUCCAACAUCUCCCUCACACCAGUCUGCGUCGGCAUGCUCUGCGACACCGAAGAGUAUGGACGAUACUACGCAACGUGCUACUGCAUAGUGGCAUUGGGCACCUUGACGGGUAUCCCUAUUGCUGGAGCGCUAAUCGAGGCCUGUGAUGGUGCUUUCUGGGGCGUGGCGACGUUCACGGGGUUGUGCUAUGUGGUUAGCUUGGCGGCUUUCAUUGCCGUGAGGGUUAUGAAGGUUGGGUGGGGGCUGAGGGAGAAGAUUUGA